CUCAACAGCGAGUAACUGUGAUCGAUGUGUGUCAUUCUUGACAGCUUGUCGUUCGCUCGGAAAUUCUCUCUCUUGUAAAUUUGUCGUACUAUGAAACGUGUUAAAAAAUUGUUGGUAUGAAUUCGUUAUGUCAAGAAGCAUGUAGAACGAAGAAAACGAAGUAUCUUUGGAUUCCAGUGUCCCAGAAACAUCUACGAAAGUGGCAGUACCUACUGAAAAGCAUAACCUGAAAGUUAGACGACGAAAUGUAAUCGAAACAGUGAACUUCGUACAGAAAGAAAAUAAAAACUCGGGUUCCAAAAGUAACGUGCCUCUUGUAAGAAUGACUGACUCAACAAGGGCAUGGUAUGAUAACGUUAUACCACGAAUACCUGAUAUCGCGGACAUUAGUUUGUCAGGUAAACAAAACGGAGUGUUAAGUCACAUAGACGAUAGGGGUUUAUUAAAAGGUGAUUCUGGUGAUACAGACACACUCACAAAUAGAGAACUAAUGAAGAUAAGCGUUAUUCGUGGAAGCGUCAUCAACCCUAAUUUGACGUUAGGGGAACUGAGACUACUGGGUUGCAGUAGCGAGGGUCUAGUUAAUGAUGAUAUAAGAAGGAUAUUGUGGCCAAAGCUUUUGAGAAUAUCAGAAGAAAAUAGUUUUCCUGCAAAUGGAUUAGAAACAAUACAGGAUCAUAUACCAAAUGAAGUGUAUCAACAAAUACUAAAGGAUGUUGCACGUAGUGGCAGCCACAUUUCCCAAAAUGCCACGCAUCGUGAAAUAGACUGCUUUCACAAACAAUUAACGCAAUUAAUGUGCUGGGUUCUACACAAGCAUACUACACUAAAUUACUACCAGGGAUAUAACGACAUAGCCGCAACUGUUUUAUUAGUGAUGGGUUUAGAAAAGGCAUUGAACAUACUUGAAAGUAUAUCGUUAGAAUUUCUGGAAAGAUUUAUGGAAAGAACAAUGGAAAAAGUAAAUCAAGAAUUAUUCUAUAUAUUUGCCCUUUUGGAAAGAAUACAUCCCACUUUAUUGGAACACUUGGAAAAUGUAGAAUUAUUUCCGCACUUUGCAUUGGCCGAAUAUACAACAUGGUACGCACACAAGUAUGCAGAAAAUAGGAAAUUAUUACACAGGCUAUUUGACUACUUUCUCGGCAGUCCUCCAUUGAUGCCACUUUAUUUAAGUACUGUGAUCGUAGCACAUAGGGCAACGGAAAUUUUUAAUACUACUCCUGAUAUGGGACAUACGCAUCAAGUAUUAUGCACUUUGCCAGACGAUUUACCGUUUGAAACGCUCUUAAUCGAGGCAAAAAAUUUAUAUCAUCAAUAUCCACCUGAAUCUAUAAGUAAUGAUGUUAUAGAAUAUGACAAAAAGAGAAAAUGCAAGGAACAAGAAUGGAAGGCAAAAGCGGAAGAGAGUCGUCAAGAAAGAGAAAAACAACGUCAACUUAGAAUUGUGAAAUCCACGCCACGAAUACCGUAUCGUAUUAGAAAUUAUAAAACUAUCACAGUGGUAACAAUAUUGGCUAUAGGAUUGUAUGCUUUUUUAAAAUCUUCUUCUGGCCUUAAUUGA
Molecule: messenger RNA, 1561 nt
Organism: Dufourea novaeangliae
Lineage: Eukaryota; Metazoa; Arthropoda; Insecta; Hymenoptera; Halictidae
Product: TBC1 domain family member 20
Exons: 5
Coding region: 323-1561 (412 amino acids)
Biological process (GO): positive regulation of GTPase activity; endoplasmic reticulum to Golgi vesicle-mediated transport
Cellular component (GO): endoplasmic reticulum membrane
Molecular function (GO): GTPase activator activity
Source: RefSeq, a predicted model, not a curated record